This is a messenger RNA of Phytophthora nicotianae INRA-310, 477 nucleotides long. RefSeq lists its product as hypothetical. NCBI's taxonomy places the organism in Eukaryota, Oomycota, Peronosporomycetes, Peronosporales, Peronosporaceae. Bases 1 to 477 code for a protein of 158 amino acids. The transcript has a single exon. The record is from RefSeq and is a predicted model, not a curated record.
AUGGUGGGUUGGGCCGCUAAGGACAAGUCACAGUUCGAAUGGACGGAUGACACGCUUGGUCCGGUUUACGAGGGAAGUGUCGACUCGGACGGUGUGCCGCAGUGUCCUGACGAGUGUUACCGAUACUACGACAAUGUGAACAAUAUAUGGUCGGACACGAGCGCGUGCCAAGGUGAGCCAUUCGAUGUCUCGUUCUGGCUGAAUGACAAGAUCCCUUACGGCUUCGGCUACGAUUGGGGCCAGGAGGUGAGUCUUAACGACACGCUGAGCAAUCUUUACGAUGAGAACAUUAUGUUUAUCGGCCACGAAAUCGGUCACGGCUUCGGUUUGCCAGAUUUUUAUGGUCUGGAGACCAAGCCGUCCAAGGACUUCCCUAACUCCAUCAUGAUGGCGUACAGCUCAACCACAAUCACACCGAGCGACGGCUGGAUGCUGCGUCGCAUCCUUGACCAUGUCCGAUCGCGCUACAAAUUUUGA